Theobroma umbraticum is the source of this 1379-nucleotide messenger RNA. It is a transcript of the gene ATL2, whose product is annotated as TOXICOS EN LEVADURA 2. Gene Ontology annotation, biological process: protein ubiquitination. NCBI's taxonomy places the organism in Eukaryota, Viridiplantae, Streptophyta, Magnoliopsida, Malvales, Malvaceae. The record is from RefSeq and is a predicted model, not a curated record. Gene Ontology annotation, molecular function: transferase activity.
GUCCGUCAGACUGAAGAAGGACCAGGAAGCAGGUGCAAGGAAACUCAAACACCAACUCCAAACUCUUACUUAAGAAACCCUCAAGAACUUUCCUUCCCUCCCUUGUAGUCAUCCCAAUUAACAAUUUCCUUCACUAAAACCCUCUCAAGCCAAACAGAGAAAGCAAAAGGCCCGCCUCUCGUAGCUUGGAAAAAAACACCUUAAGCUAUGAGCGAAAACCAAGAAAGAUUCAGGGUCCCGACCGAAACAAGCAGCAGCUAUGCCUUGAGCGGCAAGAUCAUGCUCAGCGCAAUCGUCGUUUUGUUCUUCGUGGUAAUCCUCAUGUUCACCCUCCAUCUCUACGCCCGCUGGUACCUUCUCCGCGCCCGCCGCCGCCAUUCCCGUAACCCUCGCCGCCAUUCGCGGAGAACGCAGCUUGUCUUCUACGUUGACCCCGACGCUAAUGCUGUACCCGCCGCCUCGCGCGGUCUCGAUGCGCGUGUGCUCAAGUCGCUACCGGUUUUCACUUUCUCCUCCAAGACGCACCCGACUCCGCUCGAGUGCGCCGUUUGUUUGUCCGAAUUCGAAGAAAACGAAUCGGGUCGGGUCUUGCCCCAGUGCAACCAUAGUUUCCAUUUAGAGUGUAUAGAUAUGUGGUUUCACUCUCACUCCACGUGUCCCCUUUGUCGGACCCCCGUUGAGGAGUCCGUACCCGUAUCUGACAACCCGGGAGAUUUAGUUUUAACGAUUAAUGAGCCGUCGGGGGGAGAAUCGGGAUCAAAUCAGAGCUCAGAAUUGUGUUCCGCGUGUCGGCACGAGGAGGGGCAGCCGGGUACAUCGGCCGUCGGUGCUGGGAGGAAGUUGUCGAUAGAGGUUCCCAGAAGGAACACCGCAGGUUUCGAAGGUGAGUCAAGUGGUUGUGACUCAGGGCCGAGUCAGUCUUAUAAAUCCCCGAUGAGUCGAAUGUUGUCGUUUACGAGGAUAUUGAGUAGAGAUAGGAGAGGGAGUGGAACGAGUCCUUGUCCUUCGCCGAUGAACGCGGGGAGUUGUGGAUCAAUAACUGUGCCCGAGUCGGACAUCGAGCGAGGCGGGGAGGAGACACGGCAAACUCAGGGCUGACUCCGGGGAUGUGUCACUCAGUGAGACAAAGUCGUAUCCUGGUGGCCGAUUCACCUUAUCGAAGUGAAAAGACAUUCAUUCGAGGACGUGGGGGACAGAAUCCACGAGCCUCGACGUUAUUGGACUCAACUGAUGUACACGUGGCAGAUUUGACGUUGAUGAGCGUGAAUAUUUGAUCGUAAAAAUCUGUGUAUAGAUUUCUCUGAUUAAAUUAAUUUGUUCUUCUUUUUUUAACAUCCUUCCCGGAAAAAAAAUAUAUUAAAUUUGAGAUAUCUUUUGUA